Molecule: messenger RNA, 1026 nt
Organism: Ceratitis capitata (Mediterranean fruit fly)
Lineage: Eukaryota; Metazoa; Arthropoda; Insecta; Diptera; Tephritidae
Product: abnormal spindle-like microcephaly-associated protein homolog
Exons: 2
Coding region: 215-607 (130 amino acids)
Molecular function (GO): calmodulin binding
Source: RefSeq, a predicted model, not a curated record
GCGUCAUUCAUUAAUAUCAAUUAGAGCAAUGUGGUCGCUCGCUAUAGAGUAGAGAAAAAUGAAAAUAUAAAAUUAGAGCAUUUAACAAGUGAAACCAUUGCAAAGUGUAGUUGCGUACGCUGUCUGAAUCCCAGCACUAGAAUAAAUCAGCAUGUACGUAAAUACAUAAAUAUAAUAUUCUUGGACAGGAGGGGAACAUAAACGAAACUAGAAAAUGCAUAUUCAUCCCAGUUCACCAAAUUACGAUUUUAAUCAAGCAGUCCAGGCUGAAGAAAAUGCAGCCAUCAAAAUUCAGGCUGGAUUUCGUGGAUACCGGGUAAGAAAACAGAUGCAACAAAACUCAAAAACUAUUACACCCAAUGGCUACCAACAAAGUCAGCAGCCUAUUUCGCAAAGUAGCAAUGUAGCCUCAAGUUCCAGCAACUCAAUGCAAGAUAUAAACAAUUCUACUGUAGAGGAUCGAUGUGCAACCAGAAUACAAGCAGGUGUAAGAGGAUUCUUGGUGCGCAAAAAACAAAAAAUUGCUUCUGAAGCGGCAACAAAAAUACAAGCAAGCUUUCGUGGCUUUAAAGUGCGCAAGGAGACACAAAAUUUAAAACAGAAAUAACUAAAAAAGAACAAAAAAAAAAAAAUUCCCGUCAUUCAAUGUUCAACAGUAUAUAAAACUGCUGUUUGUCAUUUAAUUGACGUCAUUUAAACAUAAGUUCCAAUUUUCUCAUUGAAUCAUCAUUUAAAUGUUGCCUUUUUCUCUUAGUACGUCAGCAAAAUAAUAAAUUAUUUCUAGUAUACUCGUAUAUAAAUAUAAAUUCACAUACAUACGUAUAUAUACCUAUACACGUAGAUGUUAGAUACAAGAAUUUUGUUUAUGAAUAUCAAUAAAUGUGCAUUAUAAAGAUGUUCUAGUAUACAUAAAUAUAUAUGCAUAUACAUACGUAGAUUAAGAAUUUCCUAUUUUAAAUCAUCUUACGUAGAAAUACAUUAAGACUUUAAGACGUCAUCAAUAAAUAUGGAUGAAAUUUGACAUAA